Molecule: messenger RNA, 1336 nt
Organism: Phragmites australis (common reed)
Lineage: Eukaryota; Viridiplantae; Streptophyta; Magnoliopsida; Poales; Poaceae
Exons: 2
Coding region: 194-1192 (332 amino acids)
Source: RefSeq, a predicted model, not a curated record
GUCCCACCACCUCUCCCUGCUUGUCAUCGCUUCCUUUCCGUUUCGCUGCUAGCUGCCGCGCGCCACGCACGCGCACGACGCCGAGAGGGGACGGGCGAGGACGGCUCUGGAGGGCGUGGCGCCACCCGUGUUGUGGGGUUGGCAAGGCUGGGGGGUUGGCAAGGCUGGAACGGCGACAGAACGAGGUGGGGAGAUGGGGUACGCGCCGACGGUGAAGGUGGCGACGGCGGCCGCGGCUGCGGCGGUGCUGGCGGCGGCGGGGGUGCGGUUCAUGGGGCCCGCGGCGGCGGCGUUCGUGGCGGACGGGCUGCCGCGCGCGCAGGCUGUGGCGGGCACGUGGCUCACGCCGCCGUACCUGUACCUCGUCAUCAACGCCAUCAUCAUCUCCAUCGCCGUGUCAUCGCGCUUCCAGCAGAGUAGCCGCCCGUCGGCCUCCGGCUCCGUCGCCGCCGCCGCCGGAGCGGAGGAGUCGGAGCACGUGGGGAUAGAGCCGACGGCCACGUUGCAGGUGCCUGCGCCGGUUGUCGCGGUGCCCGUGGUGGCAGUGCGGGCCGCCGAGGCCGUUGCCGUUGAGGAGCCGGUGAUGAAGGUGAACACAGCGGCGCCUGCGCUAGCGGGUGAGGAGGAGUUUUCCAUUUCGAGGUCGACAUGGACGCCACGACGGUGGGGUGCGGAGCUGGAGGUGGAGGCGGAUGCAGAGAAUGAGGUGGCGCCGUUCGCGGACCUGACGAACUCGAAGGAAAAGCCGCUGGUGUCAUCUAGGUUCAGCCGGAAGGCGGCCAAGCAAAGCCCCGAAGGGAGCAGGGCUCUGCGGGUGGCGCGGCCGCGGAGGGAGGAAACGCUGGAGAGCACGUGGAAGGCCAUCACGGAGGGGCGGGGGCCGCCGCUGGCGCGGCACCUCAAGAAGUCCGACACCUGGGACACCCGCCCCGGGCGCCGCCCUUCCGGCGGCGGCGGCAGCGGGGAGGUCGAGUCCCUCGCCUUAGCGGCGGCGAUGCGGAAGGCGGAGACGUUAAACGACGGGCGGAGCAAGGCGCCGGCGCCGGUGCGGCGGGAGCCGUCGCUGGGGCAGGACGAGCUGAACCGGCGGGUGGAGGCGUUCAUCAACAAGUUCAACAUGGAGAUGCGGCUGCAGCGGCAGGAGUCGCUCAAGCACUACAACGACAUGCUCGGCAGGGGCAGCCAGUACUGAACUGAAAAUAGUUGCAACUCGCAAGGAAGAAGUGCUCCCCUUUUUUUUGUUUCGAGUUCGUUCUUAAUUUUGGCUUUUGGUUCUUGUUCUGUGUAAGAUAUGGUUUUGUCAAAGCAAGAAGAUGAGACAGUGAUACUUGGUAUU